Molecule: messenger RNA, 3020 nt
Organism: Rhea pennata
Lineage: Eukaryota; Metazoa; Chordata; Aves; Rheiformes; Rheidae
Gene: ADAM12
Product: ADAM metallopeptidase domain 12
Exons: 23
Coding region: 68-2851 (927 amino acids)
Biological process (GO): proteolysis
Molecular function (GO): metalloendopeptidase activity
Source: RefSeq, a predicted model, not a curated record
CUGUAUAUUAUGGUGCUGCUCUCCAGCCCCAGCUGAUGAAAGUUUGUCUCCUUCAGUCUGGGCUAAGAUGUCAAAGCGUCUCCAUGCAGAGCAGCAGCGCUUCCCUCCUCUGCACCCCCUGGCCCAGAUUUUCAUGCUGCUGCUGAGCCUUAGCUGGCUCUUUUUAGCAUCAUCCAGAACUCAAGGAGACCCUGUGGAUGGUAAAUUGCAGUCCUCAAGACAACAGGUGCCAAAGGACCAGUCAAAAGAUUAUGAAAUAAUAAUUCCCCACCUUUUGAAUGGAGAACAGUGGAGACCAAUAAAUGGCAUUUAUUCAAAGAAUCACCCAGCACUGCUGCAGUUUGCAAUACAAGCUGAAAGUGAACAUCUAGUCAUCAAUCUGGAGCGAAAUGAGGGCCUGCUAACCAGCAGCUUCACAGAAACACACUAUUUGAAAGACGGCACUGACGUGGUUCUCGUGCGCAAUUACACGGGUCACUGCUAUUACCAUGGCAAUGUACAAGGGUACCCUGAUUCUUCAGUCAGUCUCAGUACCUGCUCUGGCCUCAGGGGAAUUAUUGCAUUUGAAAAUAAAAGCUACAUUCUGGAGCCAUUAGAAGGUGCUGCAAGUGAACACAAGAUCUACCGAUCAGAGAACUUGAAAAUUGCCCCAGGAUCUUGUGGCCACCAUUUCAACUUUUCUGCCGUGAGGGCUGAUGACACACGACACCAUUCUCGAGCAUUUGCUGGCAGGUACAAGAGGGAGACUCUGAAGACAACAAAGUAUGUGGAGCUUGUUAUUGUGGCAGAUAAUCGCGAGUUUCAGAGACAAGGCAAGGACGUAGAAAAAAUUAAGCAGAGGCUGAUAGAAAUUGCAAACUAUGUUGAUAAGUUCUAUAGGCCGCUAAAUAUUCGAGUAGCCCUAGUUGGCGUGGAAGUAUGGAACGACAUGGAUAAAUGCUCUAUUUCUCAAGACCCUUUCACUAGCCUCCAUGAAUUUCUGGACUGGAGAAAACUAAAACUACUACCUCGUAAACCCCAUGACAAUGCACAACUAAUAAGUGGGGUGUAUUUCCAAGGGACUACCAUUGGCAUGGCGCCCAUAAUGAGCAUGUGCACUGCGGAGCAGUCUGGCGGAGUUGUCAUGGAUCAUUCAGAAAACCCUCUAGGUGCAGCAGUUACCCUGGCUCACGAACUGGGUCACAAUUUUGGAAUGAAUCAUGAUACAUUGGAGAGGGGCUGCAACUGCAAAGCAUCUGCAGAGAAAGGGGGUUGCAUCAUGAAUCCCUCUACUGGCUAUCCAUUUCCCAUGGUAUUCAGUAGCUGCAGUAGAAAGGACCUGGAAAACAGCCUGGAAAAAGGAGUGGGAAUGUGUCUAUUUAACUUGCCUGAAGUCAAGGAGUCAUUUGGUGGACAGAAGUGUGGGAAUGGCUAUGUGGAAGACGGAGAGGAAUGUGACUGUGGGGAACCUGACGAAUGUACCAACCAGUGCUGUAAUGCAACUACCUGCACUUUGAAGCCAGGAGCAGUAUGUGCGCAUGGACUUUGCUGUGAAGAUUGCCAGUUAAAACCGGCAGGGAUUUCUUGCAGAGAGUCAAGUAAUUCCUGUGAUCUGCCAGAGUUCUGCACUGGCGCCAGCCCUCACUGCCCAGCUAACGUCUAUUUGCACGAUGGACAUGCUUGCCACAGAGUGGAUGGCUACUGCUACAACGGCAUAUGCCAGACCCAUGAACAGCAGUGUAUCACGCUCUGGGGCCAAGGUGCGAAACCUGCUCCUGGGAUCUGUUUUGAGAGAGUGAAUUCUGCAGGUGAUCCUUACGGCAACUGUGGCAAAGACUCCAAGAGCUCCUUCGCUAAAUGUGAACCCAGAGAUGCUAAAUGUGGAAAAAUUCAGUGUCAAGGAGGAGCAAAUCGACCUGUAAUUGGUACCAAUGCUGUUUCCAUAGAAACUAACAUCCCACUUCAGGAAGGUGGAAAGAUUCUGUGCCGUGGUACCCAUGUAUACUUGGGAGAUGAUAUGCCAGAUCCUGGUCUUGUGCUGUCAGGAACCAAGUGCGCAGAUGGAAAAAUUUGUCUUAAUCGCCGAUGUCAGAAUACGAGUGUUUUUGGUGUGCAUAAAUGUGUAACAAAGUGCCAUGGACGUGGAGUCUGCAACAAUAAAAAAAACUGUCACUGUGAAGCUGACUGGGCCCCCCCAUACUGUGACAAUCCAGGGUUCGGUGGCAGCAUGGACAGUGGACCAAUUAGGCAAGCAGAUAAUAAGAGUUUAACGAUAGGAGUGCUGAUAACGAUUCUGUGCCUUAUUUUGGCUGGGUCAAUCAUGUAUCUGAAAAGGAAGACGUUCAUGAGAUUGCUGUUUACAAGUAAAAAGACAACAAUAGAGAAACUAAGGUCUGUGAGUCCAGCAAGACCUUCCAAUUCAUCUGAGCCUAAUCAUGUUCAUUCCACAUCUCUCAGUAAAAAUCUGAUCGUGAAGCCACAAAAUACAACCAUACAAAAGAGAGACGGCCCAAGAAGAUUGCUGCCGUACCAGAUCACUGACAUUAGUAACCCUGUGAAGACGCAGGAUCUGCCGCAAUUAAAAACUCCACAGCGAGUCCUACCGCCCCUGCCCCAGCUGCCGUGUCAUCCGACUGUGCCUGAAAGGCCCUUGCCAGCUAACCCUUCGCUUCGGUUUGCCCAGGAAAGCCACAAACCAAACCCUCCUCGGAAGCCUUUACCUGCAGAUCCUCUGAACAAAACUCGUUACAACAGCGUAUGCACACCAGCGCCUGGACAGACAAAAGCUCUGCCUCAGAUUACUCCAGUAAGGCCUGCUCCUAAGCAUCCCCCACAGGUACACAGGUCUAGCAACACUGCUGACGUGAAAUGAGUAGGAGAUCUGACACCUUUAUUUUAAAAAGUGAAGACAGAUGUUUGCACUACCUUUAAACUCCAGCUGGAGUUCAUUUGUAUGACAAUACUUAGAAUUUUUAAUGUUUAAAACAGCAUAAUUUUUAAGAAUUCUGAGCUACUGCCUUUGGUGCUGUGCUGUGCUAUGG